This is a messenger RNA of Diabrotica balteata, 2039 nucleotides long. NCBI's taxonomy places the organism in Eukaryota, Metazoa, Arthropoda, Insecta, Coleoptera, Chrysomelidae. The record is from the annotation of a GenBank genome assembly.
AAACUAAAAUCUCAAGUUGCCGUCGUCCUCAGACAGUUAAGUGAUAGUUCAACGGACCUCAAAGCUGUACUUGCAGCGAAAAUACCAAAGGAACAAGAACGGGUCAAGAAUUUCCGUAAGCAACAUGGAGGUUCUAAAGUCGGUGAAGUUACCGUUGACAUGAUGUACGGUGGUAUGAGAGGAAUCAAAGCCUUAGUAACGGAAACCUCAGUCCUCGAUCCCGACGAAGGUAUCAGGUUCAGAGGCCUUUCCAUCCCAGAAUGCCAAAACGUUCUCCCCAAAGCACCAGGCGGCAGCGAACCACUCCCAGAAGGUCUCUUCUGGCUUUUGCUCACCGGCGACGUACCUACCGAUGCUCAAGCUAAAGCAUUAUCCAAAGAAUGGGCCGAAAGGGCUGAACUGCCCUCACACGUCGUUCAAGUCUUGAACUCACUACCGACAUCAGUGCAUCCCAUGUCACAGCUUUCCGCAGCUAUUACCGUGAUGAACAGCGAGAGUAAAUAUGCCAAAGCUUAUGCCAGUGGAGUACACAAGUCCAAAUACUGGGAGUACACAUACGAAGAUGCCAUGGACCUCAUUGCAAAACUCCCCGUUGUAGCAGCCACCAUCUACAGAAAUUCAUUCAGGGACGGUUCCGGAAUUGGCGCCAUCGACACCUCCAAAGAUUGGAGUUAUAACUUCACAACUAUGUUAGGAUAUGAUGAUCCUAAAUUCAUUGAAUUAAUGAGAUUGUACCUGACCAUCCACAGUGACCACGAAGGUGGCAAUGUUUCUGCUCAUACUGUGCACUUGGUGGGCUCAGCCCUCAGCGAUCCCUACCUCUCAUUCGCUGCUGGUAUGAAUGGAUUAGCUGGGCCACUCCACGGAUUGGCCAACCAAGAGGUACUUGUCUGGCUCCAAAAACUGCGUCAACAAGUCGGCGACAGGGCGACAGAAGAACAACUCAAAGAUUUCAUCUGGAAAACUCUUAAAUCCGGACAAGUUGUUCCUGGAUAUGGUCACGCCGUGUUGAGGAAGACUGAUCCUCGUUAUACUUGUCAAAGAGAAUUCGCGCUCAAACAUUUACCUGACGAUCCAUUGUUCCAAUUGGUCUCCAACGUAUACAAAGUUGUUCCUCCAAUCCUCCUCGAGCUUGGAAAAGUCAAGAACCCAUGGCCAAAUGUAGAUGCUCACUCCGGUGUUCUCUUACAGUAUUAUGGACUUAAAGAAAUGAACUAUUACACCGUUCUCUUCGGAGUAUCGAGGGCUCUUGGUGUAAUGGCGUCGCUCAUCUGGGACCGCGCUCUCGGCUUGCCCAUCGAAAGACCAAAAUCCAUGUCAACGGAUGGUUUGAUGAAGCUCCUUAAGGCUAAGUAAGAGACUGGAAGAGUCAACUCAUCGUUAACAUUUACAGCGGCAUUGUAGUUUGAACUGUUACUUGAGAGGUGUAUGAGUUUUAAAAAGUGAUCAUAAGACCAAAAUUAUCACAAAUCGCAGAUAAAUUUAAAGGAAACAAUUCUAUGAAUAUAAGGGCAUUCUUGUUUUAUUAUUUGCAUUUUGUGACAAUUGUUUUAUACAUAUUACUACAAUAUGUAUUUUUUUAUUUUUAAGCAUGUUGGUGUAUAUUUUUGUUUACUACUUGAAGAGUUUAUUUAUUUUUAUACGAAUUUAUUGAUAAUUUAGGCAACCCGUGUCUAAAUUUUAACUUUAAUUAUAAGUAUUCUUUAUUUUAAAGAAUCCAACAUUGUUCUGUUCAUGUUCUGUACGAUGAACUGUUCAAGUAGCUCUUAGAUUCUUCUAGACUCUCAAGUAUCAGUUUCUCCAUUUUUGUUGAACAUUAGUAUUUUAUUUAUUUAUAAUUGUACAAAGGAAUUAGGUGUACAUUUUAUUCUGAGGUAAUUUAUUUCUCUCUACUACUUAUUCUCGGUACACAUUUUAAAGUAAAUAUUAUAAAAGAGACUUUCUUUGUUAAAUUAUUUAAACUUUGUAAAAAUUGUCCAGAUGUAUUUGAACAUUAUUUUGUUUUUUAUUUUUUGCAGAAGUACAAUCACUUGUUCUGU